Molecule: messenger RNA, 10746 nt
Organism: Pelobates cultripes (western spadefoot toad)
Lineage: Eukaryota; Metazoa; Chordata; Amphibia; Anura; Pelobatidae
Source: the annotation of a GenBank genome assembly
AUGCGGCGGGGUGUAAGGUAAGUAAAUCUUACAUUUUAAACCCCCCCAAGAGAUGGUGAACACCUAGGUAGAGGAUAGGUAGAGGAUUACUAUAGUUUUAGUAAUACAUGCUUGUAUGCCUAACACUAUAAUGGUACUUUAUCUAGAAAUCAAGCAUUAACAAAAUGGAACUAAUAAUAGUAGCAUAAAUUAUAUAUAGGUAUAACACAUCUGUGUUUUCAGAGUGUAACCAUGAAGGCUGCCCCAAUUGCCUGCUAUCAUAGGUGCCAACAGACCCGGAUUUACACGGACAGCUCUUCAUUUUGGGGUGCUGUCCCAGCAAAGAUAGGUAAUAGGGACAUAAUCUACAUUUACAUAUCUGUUAGCAGAUGGGAAUUGGGCACAAAGUGUUUCAGAAGCCAGGUGGCACGUGGGCCUGUCCCCUUAAAGCAGACCCGCCACUUUGACAGGUGAGCCAACGGGCAGACCCUCCACUUUGACAGAAAGGCUCUCCCCCUUGAUGGGUAUACACAUACCCUCUUGAGAUACAGACCUGCCCCUUUCAUAGUGUUCCGUACUCAAUGCCUGUACUGUCUGACUAAUUUUACAUAGAAUUGAUAGACUAACCCUCAUUAGUCCUUGCAUAAUCAUUUUAUAUCAAGAUUUGUCUGCUGGCUGUGUUACUGCUGAUUGACCGUGCUUCACACUACUGUCCAUUAAAGAAAUCCUUAAAACCCACUUUGCUAGGGAGAUCUACCUGUAAACCACAUGUAAACCCUUUAAAUUAUCUUCCUAUUGCAGUCUACCCACCUUGGACAAUUUGCCCUCGCUAGCUCUAAUUAUUUUUCCAUCUUGUCACUCAGGUUAUCUAUUUAUGCAAUAAUUAAUAUUGUUGCUACACCUAGCAAUUUAUGUUUCAUCCUUAAUACAUAACAUGUUUAUUCUUUUGUGUAACCAACCUUCAUACUUCAUUCCCUUUAGACUGUCAGCUCAUCUGGGGCAUCAUCAUCAUUUAUCUCCUAUUUUCCCAAUAUGUUAAUAAUAGUUACAUGCAAAUAGAAUUUUGCUUGCUGUUUAGAGUUGACAAAUAUGUUAGUGCUGUAGGAAUAUAAUAAUAAUAGAAUAAUUAUAAUGUAAAUAAAUUCUCCUUCAAAAGUGGCUGACCUCAGCUCACAUCUUUAUAUCUGUGGGUUAAAUCAUAUAUAUAUAUAUUUUAUUUAGUUUCAUGAAUCCAGAAAGAAGUAUAUUCAUGUUAUUUCAUAAAGUAAAAUAACCACGUUUACUGCAACUCCGUUUUUUUUUUUUAUGUUAGUAAACUAUCAGACAGUUUUAGUCUUACUAGCAAGUUUAUUUUCCUGAUUAGCACUUUUUGAGGUUUAUCCCUGAUUAUUGUGCCAAAAAUUCAUGGAUUUUGCUCGUUGUGGCAAUGCAACACUGUUGUUAUGCACUGUAUGUCGUGGUUGCUAACGAGCAAGCUGUGUAGUAUAAGGUGGAGAGAGUGAAAAUGUGGCUAUGGCUUCUAAGCAAUGGCAUGCAGGCUGAGCACUGUAAGUUAGGCUAUGGGGGUUGAGUAGCAUUUUGGGUGCAAUUUCCCUUGACUCGAUCAGGGAAAAUGAAUUAUAUGAAUCAAGUCAGUUAUGUUGGAAUUCAGUUUGUGAAUAGCGGAAUUUGCAAAAUCAUAUAGAGAACAGUAAUUUCAAAUGGCAGAAAUAACCAAAUGUUCCUUUUGUGAUUUCCUGAACAUAGCAAGCUUGUGGUGAAAACAGAUCCGGCUGUUAUAUGAUUCUUUGUGAAUAGACCUCCCCAUGUUAGUCCCAUAAAAUCUCAAUAUAUGCAUGAGUGCACUUCGAAUUCUGGGGUCAAGUCAGGUGAGUGGCACUUUAUUUGCCAAUGCACUGCUGACCUCUUGCUGACAGUGCUGAAUACCUCUGAGAAAAAUAAGACACAAUACUGAAUGAAUUUGCAGGAUGCCAUUAUACUUUGAGUUAUUGCUCUGAUUUAGCUGUAGUUUCACAUUGUAAAUCCUACAGGACUGCUUUGUGUCACACUUACAACAACACACAGGGGUUAUACAUUAAAGGGACACUAUAGUCACCAGAACAACUACAGCAUAUUGAAUUUGUUCUGGUGAGUAGAAUCAUUACCUUCAGGCUUUUUGCUGUAAACACUGUCUUUUCUCAGAGAAAAGGCAGUGUUUACAUUACAGCCUAGUGAUAACUUCACUGGCCACUCCUCAGAUGGCUGCUAGAGAGCCUUCCUGGGUCAUGGCUGCCUAAAAUGCAUCCAAACAUUCAGUGUCUCCUCCCUCUGCAUGCUGACACUGAACUUUCCUCAUAGAGAUUCAUUGAUUAAAUUCAUCUCUAUGAGGAGAUGCUGAUUGGCCAGGGCUGUGUUUAAAUUGUGCUGGCUCUGCAGGAGAUCUGCCUCUUUGUCAAUCCUAUGCGGAAGCAUUGUGAUUGGAUCAGUCUACCACUUCUGCUGAUGUCAGCAGGCAGUGGGCAGGUCUAAAGGAAACUGGGACAAAGUAAGCAGCUGCAGACUUGAAUAGAAGUAGAAUUUUACUAUAUUUAUGGAGGCAUGAGGGGACCAGGGGGCUAGAUGGUGGUUUUAACCCUAUAGGGUCAGGAAUACACAUGCCUAUAGUAGGCUCCUUUACAAAUUGCAUAAUUUAGGCCUCUAGCAAGCAUGCUGGGAAUCCCCCUCCCCCCCAUAUCAGGUUUAUUUCCAGAUCAGCUUGUUUGGCUUCAAAUGUGAAUAAAAACCAUGUAGAUCUAUCCACAAAAAAUCUAAUUAUAAACACAGAUAUAAAAUGUAUGCUGAAAUAGCUGAUAUAAAAAUAAAUCUAUGGGUGCUGUAGUGGUUGAGUAUCCCAUUACCAAUUUACUACAAUUAUUAUUAUUAUUUAUAAAAUAUUUUACCAGGAAAGAUAGAUUGAGAUUCCUCUCGUUUUCAAGUAUGUCCUGGGUCCACAAGUCCUUGCAUUGUUACAUUAGGGCACAAUAAAAUACAAAAACAAUAUUAAUACACAAUAUAUACAAAAUUUAACAUAGAACAGGUAGGAAAUAUAUAAUUAACAAUUAACUUCUUAGUGAAUACUAAACUUGGGCACCGCCAACAUUUUUGUGUUCGGCAGAAAUAAAAUGUUUAAUCUGAACUGAAUGUUGUCAGUGUGUUCAUUCGUUUUGGAUGAAAUUCUGUUUUAUUUUCAUUUUGGAAUUUCAUUUGGACAAAUGGAAUUUCCGUCCAUGCUGUAGGCCGAGGCUGCGUCUUGCAGUUGUUUAGUAGAUAACAUAAAUUGGUACACUUGUGGGCUUGCCAGCGACUGCUUGCUGUUGCUGCCUAGGUGGUAUUAGUCUAUACCCUUAUGGUGGGCACCUACUAAAAUAAUUAACUGGGGGGACAUAGUAUCCCCCCAUGCCUUGUGAGUGUGGGCCAUUAAAAUAAGUGGGGGGCUUUGCAUUCCCCUUCCAGACAGGGCUACUAAAUAGAAUAAACAGGGAGACAUAGUUUCCCCCCCAGCCUCCACCCAGUUUCUGUGCCAUAAAUAACAAAGGGGGAUGGACCUAUUGUCCCCCCCAUUGGCAGUAUGUGUCAUGUCCCUGGGCAGGUCAAAUAGGAGACAAUUGUCAGGUUUGUUAAUUGAAACUUUAUUGGUGCUUUUAGACCUAGUAUACAACUUGAGAGAAAACAGAAUUAAGGCAAUAUGCCACAAAACAGGAUAUUUGUAAGUUAAAUAAAGUUUUUGAUAUCCAGGUAGGGUUGAAGUAAUUCAAGUAGAUAAGUACCUUGUGGUAUGCUACAAUGCAGGCAAGUACAGGAUGAUGUAGGGUUGAAGCAAUAAGGCAGGUAAGUACCUUUCGGUUUGAUGCAAUUCAGGUAAAUACAGGAUGAUGCAGAGUUGAAGUAAUUAAGGCAGGUAAGUACAGGAUGAUGCAGAGUUGAAGUAGUUAAGGCAGGUAAGUACAGGAUGAUGCAGAUUUGAAGUAGUUAAUGAAGGUAAGUACCUUUCGGUAUAAUGCAAUGCAGGUACGUACAGGAUGAUGCAGAGUUGAAGUAGUUAAUGAAGGUAAGUACCUUUCGGUUUGAUGCAAUUCAGGUAAAUACAGGAUGAUGCAGAGUUGAAGUAAUUAAGGCAGGUAAGUACCUUUUGGUAUAAUGCAAUGCAGGUAAGUACAGGAUGAUGCAGAGUUGAAGUAGUUUAGGCAGGUAAGUACAGGAUGAUGCAGAGUUGAAGUAGUUAAGGCAGGUAAGUACCUUUCGGUAUAAUACAAUGCAGGUAAGUACAGGAUGAUGCAGAGUUGAAGUAGUUAAUGAAGGUAAGUACCUUUCGGUAUAAUACAAUGCAGCUAAGUACAGGAUGAUGCAGAGUUGAAGUAGUUAAGGCAGGUAAGUACAGGAUGAUGCAGAGUUGAAGUAGUUAAGGCAGGUAAGUACCUUUCGGUAUGAUGCAAUUCAGGUAAGUACAGGAUGAUGCAAGGUUUUUUACAGGAGCCAGGAUCUGAAGUUCUUAGUUGGAACACUAACUUCAAUGUCAUAGAAACAUAGUCAAGACGACUUGGCUUAUAGAGUGUGGCCUUUUACAGCAGACUUGAUUGUAAGUUUAUCCAGGUGAGAGUCUGAGGUGACUAGUGCCUAGGAAGGCCACUAGAGGCGAAGAUCAGGAAUUGUAAUUAAAGGCCCAGUAAUUAAUGAAAAAGUCUUGCUUGUCAGUAUUGGAAUCUGACAGUACGUGGGGUUCCUAAGUAAUAGGGGGUGAACCUAUUGUAUGCUCCAGCUCCCACCCAUUGGCGGUGGGUGAGAGCACUAAAUAAUAAGGUGGGGGCCUAUUUUUUCCUGGUUUGGAAACGGCAAUUGGGGUUUGACAAUCUGUGUCAUUGAACUUGUACAAUUCAUCUGAUAUCGGAGAUGUCGAACACUGCUUCCUGCUUUGCUAACAGCGGUUAUCCGGCUGUGUGAACUCUCGUCAAAAAAAUGGGAUUCUGAUUACAUGAGAAUUGUCCCUCAGGAAAUACUUUAUCCUACUGUAAUGACCUCUGUCCUCUGUUUCCUCUUCAUUAACCACUUGUCUUCAGUUCACACGCAACAGACACUUCAUCUUCACUUUAGACACAUUGACCGUGUUACAUAAAGAGCAAUCCCGAUCACACUCUGGGAUUCUUUUCAACAUGAACGCCAAUUUGUCUGAAUUUGGGACGAUCAGUUGAUUGUCUGAAUUCUUGAUUUCCAAACCACCAUAUAGAGUAAUCACAAAACAAACAACUUGAAGAAUCGACAAACAUGUUUGUUUUGAUUUGUGAUUCAGAAUUCUGCCCGUGAGAUCAUUGCUAGAAAAAAAAGUUAAUUGAUGGUUAGGGGACAACCACUAAAUGUUUUAUUCACAGACCAAGUGAGAAAUGAGCAAAAGAGGGAAAUAAAGUCUACAUUUACAUACAAUAUAUUUGACAAAUGUAUAAUAUAUAGAUAUAGAUUUUUUUUUUAAAUGUCGGAAGAAAAGAAAAAGAAAUGGAGAGGGUAACAAUUAAACAAAAUAUAUCUAAAAACAAGUAUUUACUGAGUAGUUUUUUAAAAGUCCAAGUUGGACAGAGAACACACAGCAUGCAACACUCUAUGUACAGGUAAUCUAAGUGAAAAUAAAAAAGAGACAAAAAGAAAGAAAUGGAAAAAAACCACACAAAUAUAAAUAUAUACCGAUUUAAAUGGCUAUAAUAAAGGGGCUAAUAAUUCCCGUUUUGUAUAUGUAGUGCAAUGAUAUCUAUAUCAUAAUUGCCAUAAAUGAGGCAGAUACAUAUUCACUACAGUAGAUAGGGCUAAUUGUCAUGUAGAUACACCUAGUGGUAGAGCUAUUGCACAAAUUUAGCAGCUAUCCAGCUUUCUCUGGGUUAAUGCCUGAUGUAACAUAGUGGACCCAAUAGUUACUGUUACUAGAGGCACACAAAGUAUCUAAUGUGGAAAUGAGGAUGAUUACAAUGAACGUGCUGCACUGUAUAAAUGAUAGGCUAUUCGAUCCUAGGAAUAUAAAACGGGCAGAUAUUAUGAGGUUUGGUGAAAGAUGUUCAUCAGUCUCUACUGUAGGCUGAAUUGCUGACAAAAGUAAAGUGAAAUACUCUCCUCUACGGGUUAUCACCCAAAUGACAGAUAAUAGAGCCAGAAAUAUAUCUAUACUCUCGGUUUAAAGCGGCACUGUCAUGCCGAAUCCUGUUUUAUUUUUUAACCCCCCUCCCGCCUCCACUAUCUCUAAUUGACACCCUACUCACUCCCAAAUGCCCCUAAGCCCCCCAUAUUACCUAUUUUUUAUUCUUUAUUUUAUGCCCUGAUCUAUAUUCAGGGCGCCGCCAUCUUUGUGUAGUAGAUGAAGUCCCUGUGGGACACGUCAUCUGCCCACACUAGAUAGAGCUGUGAGAUUCCCGCACAUGCCCAGUGAAACACCUGGACAUGCGAACGGGAAUUUCAUCUAUUCAUUCAUUAGUCCGAAAGACGAAUGAAUGAAUAGAAAAAUCAGAUGAACAAACUAACACUGUGUAUCAGUGUUCGUUUGUUCGUGCAGUUUGUUACAAGGAGGGAGCUACCGGCACGCAGCUCCUUCCUUGUAAUAUGUAACUAUAGAAGCGGCAGGGAGCAGUGCUCCCCACCACUUCAUAAGCCCCCCAGGUCCCCCCUCACUCUAUGGGGGUCAAUAUGACCCCCAUAAUAGUGCAAGGGAGAUCAAAAUAUCCCCAAUGCCCCCACUCGCUAUACCGCGAGUAGGGGCAUGUCCACUAAACAGUGAGCAGCCUGUGGCUGCUCACUGUAAAAAAAAAAAAAAAAACCUACUAUGCGGCCCCCACCCCUGAGCGGUGGGUGGGGGCAAUGAUGAUAAUGAGGGGGGACGACUUACUGUCCUCCCCCCCAGGCCCCCACCCCUGGGCGGCGGGUGGGGGCAAUGAUGAUAAUGAGGGGGGACGACUUACUGUCCUCCCCCCCAGGCCCCCACCCCUGGGCGGCGGGUGGGGGCCAUGAUGAUAAUGAGGUGGGGGGGACCUACUGUCCUCCUCCCCAGGCCCCCACCCCUGGGCGGCGGGUGGGGACCAUGAUGAUAAUGAGGGGGGGGACCUACUGCCCCCCCGUCCCCCACCCCUGGGCGGCGUGUGGGGGCCAUAAUGAUAAUGAGGGGGGACCUACUGUCCUCCCCCCCUCCAGCUCCCACCCCUGAGCGGCAGGUGGGGGCCAUAAAGAUAAUGAGGGGGGGAUCUACUGUCCUCCUCCCCAGGCCCCCACCCCUGGGCGGCGGGUGGGGACCAUGAUGAUAAUGAGGGGGGGGACCUACUGCCCCCCCGUCCCCCACCCCUGGGCGGCGGGUGGGGGCCAUAAUGAUAAUGAGGGGGGACCUACUGUCCUCCCCCCCUCCAGCUCCCACCCCUGAGCGGCAGGUGGGGGCCAUAAAGAUAAUGAGGGGGGGGACCUACUGUCCUCCCCCCCAGCCCCCACCCCUGGGCGGCGGGUGGGGGCCCUAAGUCAAAUUCCACCCCCAUCAAAGGUGACUAGGGGUCCCCAAGCCCCUAGUCACCCACCCCCCCCACCCAAAUAAAAAGUCCCCUACCUACCCCUCUCACCCUAAAAAAAUUGUGAGGGGGGAAUAAAAUUACUAACCUAUAAAGUAAAAUUAAACUUACCAUUUGACGUCUUCUUUUUUUCUAAAAUCUUAAUUUUUCAGCCUCAAAAAAGGCCAAAUAAUAAACCAUCAUAACCGUUGAACUUAAAAUAAAAUAAAAAUCCCGAGCGCAAAAAAAAAACCUGAUGAAAAAGAAAAAACCCAAGUGCAAAAAAAAUAUCUAUCUUCACCCAUGGAGGGCUCCGCGCAGACUGAGCUCUGCAGGGUGGGGGAAGGCUUAUGAAGCCUUGGCCCGCCCUGCAAUUAGGCUAAGAACACUCUGAUUGGUGGGUUUAAGCCAAUCACAGUGCUCUGUGUCAUUUUACACAGCGUGGGAAAGUUCUUUGGAAUUUUCCCACGCUGUGUAAAAUGACAAAGAGGGGACUUUUUAUUUGGGUGGGGGGUGGGUGACUAGGGGCUUGGGGACCCCUAGUCACCUUUGAUGGGGGGGGGGAAUUAACUUAAGGCCCCCACCUGCCGCCCAGGGGUGGGGGAGAGGACAGUAGAUCCCCCCCUCAUUAUCUUUAUGGCCCCCACCCGCCACCCAGGGUUUGGGGGCCAGGGGGGGGAGGACAGUAGGUUCCCCCUCCCCAUUAUCAUUUGGCCCCGACCCGCCGCCCAGGGGUGGGGGCCAGGGUGGGGGGAGGACAGUAGGUCCCCCCCCCUCAUUAUCAUUAUGGCCCCCUCGCGCCACCCAGGGAUAGGGGCCUGGGGGGGAGGACAGUAGGUCCUCCCCCAUUAUCAUUAUGGCCCCCACCCGCCGCCCAGGGGUGGGGGCCGGGGGGAGGAGAACAGUAGGUCCCCCCCAUUAUCAUUAUGACCCCCACCAACCGCACAGGGGUGGGGGCCGGGGGGGACAAUAGGUCUCCCCCCUUAUUUUACUUUAAGGCCCCCAUCUGUCGUUUAGGGGUGGGGGCCAAUAGUUUUUGUUUUUUGAGACAUGCCCCUAGACAUGCCCCUACUCGCGGUAUAGCGAGUAGGGGCAGAUCAUUUACUAGUCUUUACUUAGUAUCUUUACUUAGUACUAGUAAAUGUGGCUGAAAUACCAAUUUAGGUCUUUCAGCCUUUUAGUAGAUAACUCCCUGAUACCGUGGAAAUUAGAGAGUUAUCUACUAAGCGGCUGCAAGAUGCAGCCACAGCAAGAAUAGGAUCUGAGUUUCAUUCAUUCGAAUGAAAUUGCGAUCCGAACAAAAUGCCGAAUUGCGUUCUAAAAGAAACGAACAUACUGUUCUCAUUCAGUUAGAACGCAAUUCGGCGGUUUCGUCUAAAAUGACAGGAAGCAUCGCGGGAACACUGAGGAAAGGUAAGAAUUAUGGGAAAAUUGUUCUAACCAGCGGAAAUGAAGCACACUUUGCUCCUCCGCUGGUCAGAGCUGGUCAAGCGGAGGAAUCCUCGAUAAGGCAAAGAAUCCCUACUUUGUCUUAUGAUUUUAAAGAAAACUAAAGAAGACAGGAAGAAAAGAAGAACAGGUCCUGAGAGAGGGAGAGAAGAUGAAGAGAUUGAGGAAAGGUAAGUUCGGCAUGACAGUGCCGCUUUAACUUCACUGGAAUAACCCUGAUGCAGUACAUAGGCUGCAAUGGUUGACACUUUCAAUCUUUUGCGGAAAUAAGUGCGAUCAAAGGUCCAGGUUUGACUACCUGGUGACAAUGGUUAAUGUUUGUAACUCUGUACGUAGUGUAAGAGAAUAACUGGUAGUUACUAUCUCUAAUUAGCACAAUGCAAAGGCACCCAUGAUCGGCUUUUGAUUACAGUACUUCGGCAUCAGCAAUUAACUCUUGCAGUGCUGCACUCAAUAUGGAAAAAUUGACAGCGUGAGUUUACGCCCAAGUAGUGAGAGUCAGCGCUUAAAAUGCUGUAAUAGAUAUGAAAGCAUUAAUUAUAAUUACUGUCACCAUUUGCCACACUGCACAGAAACCUAGUGAUACAUUAUUCAAACAUUUGCUAUGCUGUCCAAUAUCUGUAUUCAAAUAAUAGCUUUCCUAUAGUUGCUACGAGCUAACUAGAUAGAAUGUCAGUAGAUAUAUAAAAGUAGCCCUAAAUCCUAGUCUAAACUAGGCAUUAAGGAUAAUGCUAUAUCGGUAUAGGUCGACAGAAUAACCCUAGAAAUUCUAUCGGUACCGAAUGGCGAGAUAGCACUAAUCACCCUGAUAUACGUCGGCAGAAUAACCCUAGAAAUUCUAUCGGUACCGAAUGGCGAGAUAGCACUAACCACCCUGAUAUAGGUCGGCAGAAUAACCCUAGAAAUUCUAUCGGUACGAAUGGCGAGAUAGCACUAAUCACCCUGAUAUAGGUCGGCAGAAUAACCCUAGAAAUUCUAUUGGUACCGAAUGGCGAGAUAGCACUAAUCACCCUGAUAUAGGUCAGCAGAAUAACCCUAGAGAUUCUAUCGGUACUAAAUGGCAAGAUAGCCCUAAUCACCCUGAUAUAGGUCAGCAGAAUAACCCUAGAGAUUCUAUUGGUACUAAAUGGCGAGAGCUAACUAGAUAGAAUGUCAGUAGAUAUAUAAAAGUAGCCCUAAAUCCUAGUCUAAACUAGGCAUAAACUAGGCAUUAAGGAUAAUGCUAUAUCGGUAUAGGUCGACAGAAUAACCCUAGAAAUUCUAUCGGUACCGAAUGGCGAGAUAGCACUAAUCACCCUGAUAUACAUCGGCAGAAUAACCCUAGAAAUUCUAUCGGUACCGAAUGGCGAGAUAGCACUAACCACCCUGAUAUAGGUCGGCAGAAUAACCCUAGAAAUUCUAUCGGUACGAAUGGCGAGAUAGCACUAAUCACCCUGAUAUAGGUCGGCAGAAUAACCCUAGAAAUUCUAUUGGUACCGAAUGGCGAGAUAGCACUAAUCACCCUGAUAUAGGUCGGCAGAAUAACCCUAGAAAUUCUAUCGGUACUGAAUGGCGAGAUAGCCCUAAUCACCCUGAUAUAGGUCGGCAGAAUAACCCUAGAGAUUCUAUUGGUACUGAAUGGCGAGAUAGCACUAACCACCCUGAUAUAGGUCGGCAGAAUAACCCUAGAGAUUCUAUCGGUACUGAAUGGCGAGAUAGCACUAACCACCCUGAUAUAGGUUGGCAGAAUAACCCUAGAAAUUCUAUCGGUACUGAAAGGCGCGAUAGCUCUAAUCAACCUGACGCGCGUUUCGCGGAUUAG